Molecule: messenger RNA, 3720 nt
Organism: Phymastichus coffea
Lineage: Eukaryota; Metazoa; Arthropoda; Insecta; Hymenoptera; Eulophidae
Gene: Cmtr1
Product: cap-specific mRNA (nucleoside-2'-O-)-methyltransferase 1
Exons: 5
Coding region: 416-3112 (898 amino acids)
Biological process (GO): 7-methylguanosine mRNA capping
Cellular component (GO): nucleus; cytoplasm
Molecular function (GO): protein binding; methyltransferase cap1 activity; nucleic acid binding
Source: RefSeq, a predicted model, not a curated record
CAUCUAAAUGCACCCAAAGAGCUCGUAAAAUGAUACGAAUUAUCCGUUUCGUUUAUUCAAACUUCAGGCUUCAGGUCCGUUGUUUCGAUUUCUACGGAUUAACGCGUGUAUUAACUAUCGUAUCGAAAUUUUGAUUAAAAAAAUCAUCACUGUCAAUGUUUCACGUUUUAAUGUUGUUGAAAUCGUGCUAUAUCAUAUAGAUUAAUAUUUGCGUCUUAAAAUCUUGUUUCGCGCCAUUUUUUCUACCCGCUGAUGGAAAAUCAACUGCACAUCGGAAAAAAUUACGUCUUUUGUUUGUCAUUUCCAAUAAUACUGACGAAAUGACAAUAGCCACAAAUACAUGAAAAAUGCAUCUGAAAAAUUAGUGAAUUUUUAUUUUAAUGCAUGCAAGUAAUUCGACUAGAACCCGUUAAACAUGAGUAAAAGAAACAUGGCUUCGAGGUUAACUGAUACUAGUGAUAGCUCUAGCGAAGAUGAAUCAGGAAAUGAAUAUCAUUCCAACAAGAGAAAAUUUGAUGACUCCUUCAAUGAUAGUUCUGAUGAUCAAUCGUCUAAAUUACCGCGUUUUAAUCGCUUCGAUAACUAUUAUAAUAAAGAAGUCAAAGAGGAAGAUAAAGAAGAUAAAGAUGAUAAAACAGGCUUUGAAACGCACAAUAUCACAAAUUUUUAUGACAAAACUGACUCUAAUAGAUCAGCUACUGAAUCUGAAAAAGCAUCAAGUUCCUAUUACCAUGAAAGUAGUGCAAGUGGAAAUAAUAGCAGUAUUUCUCAUUCAAAAUCAAGUUCUGUUUUGAACAAAAGCAACAUAAAUUUGAAAGAUGUGCAAAAUAAAAAGCCAUCAACAGGUGGAAGUAGUAUGGCUGAACGUUAUAUGAAAAAAUUUGGUCAUAAGGAAGGAUUAGGUCUUGGUAAAGAUUUGCAGGGUAUAUCAAUUCCAGUAUCAGCUUCUACCCAAAAAGGUCGUCGAGGUUUUGGUUUUACAUUAGAAGAUCUUGAGCAAGCUCAUAUUGAAUUCAAACCUGAAGAUGAAAUUGUUAACGUACAGGAAGAAAUUACAUGGUUGUCAAAUAAAUAUACAAAAUUACCAUCUGAUGAAGAAAUAAAUAGUUGGAAAAGCAAAAGAAAUAUUGGUGUAAGAAAAGAAACCAUAGAUGGAGAAACAACAUUUUGUGAUGAACUUGUAGUUAAAGGUGUUAUCAAAUCAAAAUCAGUUUUUGAUAGACUUGACAAAAAUGAAAUGCGAGAAGCUAGAACAAGAUCAAAUCCUUUUGAAACCAUUAGAGGAUCUAUUUUUCUUAAUAGAGCUGCUGUAAAAAUGGCUAACAUGGACCGUGCUUGUAAUUUUAUAUUUACACAGCCUGAUAAGUAUGAUAGUUCCAAUGAAUUACUAUACUUUGCAGACGUAUGUGCAGGUCCGGGAGGGUUUAGUGAAUAUGUUUUGUGGAGAAAAAAAUGGCGUGCUAAAGGCUUUGGUUUUACUCUUAAAGGUGAUAAUGAUUUUAAGCUUCACGAUUUUCAUGCUGGUCCUCCAGAAACAUUUCAUCCUUUCUAUGGUGUAAAAGAUGAUGGUGACGUUUACGAUCCAGAUAAUCAACUUUCAUUUAGAGAUUUGAUUAUGAAUCAAACAAAACAUGAAGGAGUUCAUUUUAUGAUGGCUGAUGGAGGCUUUUCUGUAGAAGGACAAGAAAAUAUUCAAGAAAUUCUUUCAAAACAAUUAUAUCUUUGUCAAUGUUUAGUUGCAUUGAUGAUUGUACGUACAGGUGGACAUUUUGUAACAAAAUUGUUUGACUUAUUUACUCCUUUCAGUGCUAGUCUUGUGUACAUAGUAUAUAGAUGUUUUAAAAAAAUCAGUAUAUUUAAACCAAAUACUUCUAGACCAGCUAACUCAGAAAGAUAUCUGAUAUGUCAAGGAAAGCUUCCAUAUAUAAAUCAUAUAAUAGAUUAUUUAUUCGAAAGUAAUAAAAUACUAUGUAAAAAUAAUCAUGCAAAAGAUAUCUUAGAACUAGUACCAACAGAUAUUUUGACUUCAGAUUCAGAUUUCUUUGAAUACUUAAAAAAUUCCAAUGAAGUUUUAGGACAAAGACAAAUUAUUGGCUUGAAAAAAAUUGCUGCUUACACAGAAGAUAAAACUUUGCAAGAAAUUCGACAGAAAGAAAUGAGAGAAGAAUGUUUAAAAUACUGGAAAAUACCUGAUGAAGCAAGGAAGAUACCACGUCAAACAGAUGCAUCAUCUAAAGCCAAAGCAAUUUUAGGAGGAUCCCAUGGUAUUCUAAACAAAAAUGCAUUCAAAGACGCUAUGAAGCUUGAUAAAGAAAAUAUUUCAAAUACAAUUUUAAUGAACGAAAACGAUUGGUUGUGUACACCAUGUUUCUCUGGAGAAGAUGAUUCCGGUAUGACAGAGGACAAAACUGCAACAUUUUUCUUAAGUAUGGGAAGAUCUCAAAUAUACAAGUAUAAUAAAGACUAUUGGGAACUCAUAAAAAAUUUCAAAGUCGAACUGCCUCGUGAUACUCUAGUUUAUGCAGAAGCAGUUAUGGAAAUGAAAAAAGAAAGUCGAAGUAUGACAAAAACUUAUGGUUUCCAUAUAUUAGAUGCUUUUAAUCUUGGUUCAGAAAAUAUUUCUCAUGAAUAUUUUGAUGAGAGACUACGAUUAAUUCGAUUAUUCUGUGAAUCUCUUUGGAAACCAGCAGAUACAUAUUACGCUCGUGUUCGAUUGAAAAAUUGGAUGAAAGUUGAUUCCAAACUUCAUGAAAAAAUACCAUUGAAACAGAGAAUUAUGAAAAAUAAUACACGAGUAUUAGGAUAUUACCCGUCUUACUACCCUUAUGAGAAUGACAAUGACGAACCAUAUUACUAUGUUCCGCGAAGUAUUGUUUUUUUCAAAUUCAUACAAGAUCCAUGGGCUUAUCAUUUCAGUAAUUCAAAUAAAAAAUGGUAUUUCUACAAUAAAAAAAAUAAGAAAUCACAUUGGGAAAUUCCUGAAGACUCAAAAGCUAACUUUUGUCAAAUUAUACAGAAUAGAGUAAUUUGGAUUUGGCCAAACAGUCAGUCUUUGACAAUGAAUGAUUUCACUGAGCUUCUGGAGAUGAAAAAUGCACAAAAAAAGAAAUAAGCACCAAGCUUUUAAAAUUAUAUCCAUAAAAAUUAUAACUUAUCUUAGUUCAUUUAAAAUUAAAGUUCGAAAAUUUCACAAUAAUUAUUUAGUUAGACAAUAAAGAAAUUUUGUAAAUAUGUAAAUUUAUGCAUAAAAUUACAUGUAUAACUACAUUACGUAUCACUUAAUAGAAAUAGCUGUAUGUACGAAAAUAUCAAAAGUUUUAAAAAUAAUUUUGAAAUUGACAUAAUGUAUUUUUUAUUAAAGUAAUUAAUUUUUAUCCAUAUCAUUAGCUCCUAUCAUAAGAGGCUCUUCAUUUCUGAAACCUUUCAAAUUUAUUAACGCGAUAACAGCAAAAUCAUCUCAAUCGAUCAAAUACAGAUUGUUAAAUACCUAUUCCAUUAGACUUGUUCUACAUGGACACCCACAUCGAUGCCUAGUUAAAUGACGUGAGAAUCAUGAUGAAUUAUAUUAUUACGUUCCACAAAGUAUUGCCUAAAAAUUGAUACAAAAUUCAAUAAUUCAAAUUGAAAAUGGUAUUUUUAUAUUAAAAUACAAAUAGAUUAAAACAUUUCUAAAGAUUUGAAAAUUAACUUUUUGUCAAAGUAUACAGAAUGGUUUUUAUU